ACACUAACUGGGGUCCCGGGGAGCCUGACAACUACGAGGGCCGAGAGGAUUGCGUUGAGAUGGUGAGUUCCGUCAGUGGGAACUCCUCCUGGUGGAAUGACCUGAACUGUGAUGCUCACCAGGACUGGAUAUGUAUGAUAUCCAAGGCCAAGGACCCCAUUGUGCCUCCAACUCCCCCACCACCUGUGCCAGCUCCAGAUUGUGGCACAAACCCUGGGUGGAGGAAAAACAACGGCAUCUGUUACUACUACAACGACACCGACACAGUUGACUUUUACAUGGCGCUGUCUCGUUGCUAUGCCGAGGACGCCCUUCUGGUCUCCAUCCUGAACAAAGAAGAACAGGCCUACGUUAACAGCAUGGUGGGUACGGGGAAGAAUCAAGCAGCCUGGAUCGGAAUGCGGAAGUUCGGCAUUGCAAGUGGACAAUACAAGUAGGUUUUUUUCUUUAAGUGACUGGAGAAUACCUCAUUUGUCUAGCCAUCACGGUUUGGCCCUUGUCAAAGUCAUUCAAAUCUUUAAGUGUCCCCAUUUUAUCUGCUUCCAACACAUCAAGUUUGAGGACAAAAUGCUAACUUGAUGCCUAACAUACUCCAACCAUUGGCAGGUCCCACUGUAACAAGAUAAUCAGUGUUAUUAAUUUCACCCAUC
Molecule: messenger RNA, 650 nt
Organism: Thalassophryne amazonica
Lineage: Eukaryota; Metazoa; Chordata; Actinopteri; Batrachoidiformes; Batrachoididae
Product: macrophage mannose receptor 1
Exons: 3
Coding region: 60-437 (125 amino acids)
Source: RefSeq, a predicted model, not a curated record